AUGAAUAAUAAUAUUUUACUUAACCAUUCUUCCGAGAAUGAGGCAAUUGAUGAUUUUAUUAAUCAAUUAUUGUUUGAAGAACAGCCAAAUGAAAGCGAAGACUUUUAUUCGACUACAGUGUUUGAAAAUCUGGGCAAUUCUGACGAUAUGUCUACUGAUGGUGAAUCUGCCUAUCGUGCAUUUAGCAUGAAUGCUGUCUCUGUACAGGCUGAAUCCCAAAACGACUUCAGUGAUGAUACUGAUUCUAUGUCUGAUGAUGGCCAAGGAUACUCGUGUAUCCGCAAUCUUGACAACUCAGAUAACAUAACAGCUGAAUACAAUGUCGAAUACGAGCAAAGAAUUCCUUUGUACAAGCCAAACAGCCGUGCCAAGGCCGCUAGUCUGAAACUGUUCUCAAUGUUUUUUGAGAAAAAUGUUUCCAGAGAUGUUUUUGACAAGUCCGUCAAAAUAUUCAACGAAUAUAUGAAAGAAUGUGGAUCACCCAACAUCAAUUCACUUUUAUCCUACUACAAAAUGAAAACCUUGCUCAAGGAGAAGUAUCCUAUAAAGGCUACUGCAUAUGACAUGUGCGUAAAAGGAUGCUGUUGGUUCUCUACAGUUGUAGAAAGUAUUGACAUUGAUGAGAAUGAGACGUGUCCCCUUUGCGGAGAAGCUCAGUACAAGCUUAGAGGGAAUAGAAUAAUACCUGCACAGACAUAUCAGAGGUUUAAGCUUGGACACCCCGAAGAACGUGCUAAGAUGACUUAUGGUGCUAGACGUUUAGCUGAAGGCCAGUCUGGUACACGCCAAGACAUAUUUGAUGGAGAUGCUGUUUGCUGA
Messenger RNA from Phycomyces blakesleeanus NRRL 1555(-), 819 nucleotides. RefSeq lists its product as hypothetical. The coding region runs from base 1 to 819 and encodes 272 amino acids. The transcript has 5 exons. Lineage: Eukaryota; Fungi; Mucoromycota; Mucoromycetes; Mucorales; Phycomycetaceae. The record is from RefSeq and is a predicted model, not a curated record.